AUGGCGGAUCGCUAUAUUCUCCGCGUGACGGCUGGUCCAGGUUACGAUGAGAAGAACCAUGUCCUCGUACCCGUCAACGUGGCCAAGCCGGUCAAGAUCGCCGGCCCACUGGCGACGAUCGACUUGUCAGUCCGAGUAAGGGACUACAAUGGACUGCCUCGUGGCUCGCCAAGCUCUUCCAAGUAUUUUGAGACGGAACCGCACGCCUACAACCAAGACCAGUACAGUAUCUGCUUCAGCUUCACCCCUCACGCGCCCAAAGACAGUCAGAGCGGUGGAGAGAAGGACGGCAUCAAAGGCACGGAUUUGCAAUUUGGCAAUGAUUUCGAUCGUCCGAUUCGGGACAAGCUCCCACCAGGAUUCAGCACGGCUAUGAAUAUUGUGAAGUGGUGGAUCGACCCUGGCCUGGAUGGAGACGCGUACGCUGACCGGCCGCACCUCUACGGCCCAGCUCUAUCUUCGUUGAAUGCGUUGCACAUUGGCGCACCCGAGACCGCGGAAGACAAGGGAGGCAUCUUUGUCGAAGAAGGCGGCGGCGAAGACGUGAGGACCAAAAUGGGCAUGCCAGAUGACAGUAAGGGGCGUAUGAAGUGGGGCUUGAACGAUGCCAACAAAGAGUCAUGGCUGUGGAAGUACGAGGAGACGUACGGGAUGGACUUUUACAAUCCUUACAUUGACUUCUCGACAUUUUCCCUGCGGCUGCCGGGCUUCCAUCUCCCGAUACUGAAGUACUGGGACGGACAAGGACUACGAUACGUUCUCAGAAACCGCCUAACGGGCGAGGUAUACCUCGCAGUAUGCUUCACGAUCCACCUGAAGGAGGAUGUCGACGAGGAGGGCAACAUCAAAGAGGAAGCGAAAGAGCAGGAUCGGAAAGACGACGAGAGCAGACAGGAGAAGGGAGCCGCGCCAUCGAGCCAGGUGAAGAACACGGCGGAAGAUGACCUAGACUGA
Messenger RNA from Emericellopsis cladophorae, 954 nucleotides. RefSeq lists its product as uncharacterized. Lineage: Eukaryota; Fungi; Ascomycota; Sordariomycetes; Hypocreales; Bionectriaceae. The coding region runs from base 1 to 954 and encodes 317 amino acids. The record is from RefSeq and is a predicted model, not a curated record. The transcript has 2 exons.